Molecule: messenger RNA, 1605 nt
Organism: Balaenoptera acutorostrata (minke whale)
Lineage: Eukaryota; Metazoa; Chordata; Mammalia; Artiodactyla; Balaenopteridae
Gene: CCDC179
Product: coiled-coil domain containing 179
Exons: 4
Coding region: 82-285 (67 amino acids)
Source: RefSeq, a predicted model, not a curated record
UCGCGGGCCGUAGGUGGCGCACCCGGGAGGACUUGGCGGGGGUCCGGCAGUGGGCGCCGCGGCGCUGCGAGGUUCUGCAGCAUGUGUCUGUGCUGUAGGGAGGACGACGCUGUCCAAGUCAACGCCGAAGGCUCGAAAUGGCAUCAUCCUUCAGACGUCACUGAAAGGCAGUCCACAGAUAAACGUAUAGAGCGUAUGCAAAACCUAAGGAAACAGAAGAGGAAAUUUAGUAAACGGUUUUCAAGGCCUGCCCCUGUUCCAGAACCAGGACUCCUAUGGACAUAAAGCUGAAGUCUGUAUGGAAGAAAUCAUGCCAGACCAAAAUAUGCAGAUUUCUAACAUCAAGUGGCAUUUUGUGAUUUGACUUCGUUUGAAAAAUAAAGACAAUGCUCUGCCAUUUCAGCAAAAUAAACAGUGCAACCAUUUAACAUCCAAGCUACAGGGUCUAGAAUUUUAUUAAAUACCGUAUCUUACCACCACUUUCUUUUCUGUGGUAAUUUGAGAUUUGCUUCUUUUCAACAAAUAAUAAUAUGCAUAAGCCUUUGAAAACGAGGUAUUCAUGUUUACAUUUUUACAAUUGGAUUUACAACUUAUUUAGAGAUUUAGAAUUAUGCUUUAAUAAUAGGGGGAAAUAAGUUUCCUCUGCUGUAUAUUUAUAAUGACUUGUGUUUAAACAAAAUGUUUAAAAUCUUUAAACAGUCCUAGGAAAGAGUUUUGUUUUGUUCUGUUUUGUUUUUUAUUGAAGUAUAGUUGAUUAACAAUAUCAGUUUCAGGUGUGCAAUGUAGUGAUUCAAUAUUUUUAAAGAUUCUACUCCAUUUAAAGUUACUAUAACAUAUUGGCUAUAUUCUCUGUCCACAUAGUGGAAACUAUGUGUCUGUGUGUAUAUAUUUAUAUAUGUGUGUUGUAGAGGUGUGGUAUUGCCAAUAUUAAUUUGUAAAAGAACUCUAUUUAGUUGGCUUAAAGGAAAUUAAGUGCUUAUAUAAAUACUCAGAAAUAUAAAAGAAAGUAACCCAAAUGAAUUUUAGGAUCACAUGAUCUAGAAUUAAUAGAUUAAAUGAAAUAGAUUUAAUUUAAAUGAAUGAAAACAAGUUUCAGUUGGUUGGUUUAAUUAAUACAGACAUUUCUUUAGGGUCAUCAACAUUAAGUAUAAUAUUUUUAUUGUACCUAGGUUUACUAGAAAUCAAAUAAGAUCUUAUCCCCAUUACAAAAUUUGUCAGCAAGAAAAAUAACUUGAUAUGAUGAAACUUUUAAGUAAAUUAAAUGUAAAUAAGAGUUUUAAGCGAACUCUUUAGGAAUAAUUAUGUUUUAAGUAUAUCUAUCAAAAAUAGGUCCUCCAGAUUUUUUUUUUGUAACUUGAAACUGCUAAAUUAAGUUCAAUGAUGGCAAUUCAUUGAAUAUCCAGUUCAUUUCCAAAUAAGAUACUGAAAUAUUAAUUACUGAACAUAGGUUUCCUUUUACAGAGAAACUAAAGAUAUUUAGGACUAUUAAUAAAUGUGUAAUAUCGUAUACUAACGCAUAUAUGUGGAACCUAGAAAAAUGGUACAGAUGAACCGGUUUGCAGGGCAGAAAUAGAGACACAGAUGUAGAGAACAAAUGUAUGGACA